UUUUUUUUUUUCUAAAACUUUCUAAACAAAUUUUAUCACAUAGAGAUAACUUUAGUAAACAUGUCUAACCCUCGAGUUUUCUUUGAUAUUUCUAUUGGUGGCAAGCCAGAAGGACGUAUUGUCUUUGAGUUGUUUAAGGAUAUUGUACCCAAGACAGCAGAAAACUUCCGCGCCCUCUGUACCGGUGAAAAGGGUGUUGGAAAAAGUGGUAAGCCUUUGUGCUAUAAAGGAAGCAUUUUUCAUCGUAUUAUCAAAAAUUUCAUGUGUCAAGGUGGUGAUUUCACUGCUGGUAAUGGCACUGGUGGUGAAUCUAUUUAUGGCGAAAAGUUUGAAGAUGAAAACUUCGAGUUGAAGCACGAUAAACCUUUCUUAUUGUCUAUGGCCAAUGCUGGUCCAGGCACAAAUGGCUCUCAGUUCUUUAUUACCACUGUUCCAACUCCUCAUUUAGAUGGUAAACAUGUUGUAUUUGGUAAAGUUUUAAAGGGUAAAGGUAUUGUUCGCACUCUUGAAUUUUUAGAGACUAGUAACGAUAGACCCUUGAAGGAUGCCGUCAUUACCAAUUGUGGUGAGUUGGCUGAAGGUGAAGACGAUGGUAUUCCUGUUAGUGAAGAUGGUGACAAUUAUGAAGAAUUCCCUGAUGAUCAUGAGGGACCUAAGGAACUCGGAGAUAUCAUUGAAAUCGCUAGUAAACUUAAGGACAUCGGUAAUAGCUACUUUAAGAAGGGCGAUUUUGAAAAGGCAUCUAAAAAAUACCUUAAGGCUAUUCGUUAUUUGAAUUUUAAGCCUGCCUUUGAUGAAGAGGAUCCUGAAGAGCUUCGCGUUAAAUACGCUUCUAUUAAAAUUCCUUGUUUCCUUAAUAGAGCUAUGUGCGAUCUCAAGUUGGGUGAUCAUUCAGACUGUUUGAAGGUGACCACAAUGGUAUUAGAAUACGAUAGAAAAUAUUUGAAGAAUACAGAUUUCACCAAGGCCUAUUUCCGACGUGGUAUGGCCAAGUUGAACAGCAAAGAUUUAGAAGGUGCUGUUGAGGACUUUACAAAAGCUCAAGAAUUAGAUCCUAAUGAUGCCGGUAUUAAGAAAGAGCUUGCUAAUGCUAAAUCCAAGUUGUCCGCCAAGAGACAAAAGGAGAAGAAUGCUUAUGCUAAAAUGUUUGCUUAAAAAGUUUUUCAUUCAUAUUUUUUAAAUUAUUACACAUUCAUAAACAUUUUAUACACAUACUAAUAUGCAUGAAAUAAACACUUUUUUUUUCAAGUAAUCCUAAAAUCUUUCUUUUUAUAAAAAAAGUACACAAUCAGUCAAAAUUUGAAAUAUGAAGCCUCAAAAAAAAAAAAAAAAUAUAA
Cokeromyces recurvatus is the source of this 1337-nucleotide messenger RNA. Its product is annotated as peptidyl-prolyl cis-trans isomerase D. The transcript has 7 exons. The record is from RefSeq and is a predicted model, not a curated record. NCBI's taxonomy places the organism in Eukaryota, Fungi, Mucoromycota, Mucoromycetes, Mucorales, Mucoraceae. Gene Ontology annotation, molecular function: protein binding; peptidyl-prolyl cis-trans isomerase activity. Gene Ontology annotation, biological process: protein folding; protein peptidyl-prolyl isomerization. Bases 61 to 1155 code for a protein of 364 amino acids. Gene Ontology annotation, cellular component: intracellular membrane-bounded organelle.